This is a messenger RNA of Colletotrichum higginsianum IMI 349063, 264 nucleotides long. RefSeq lists its product as uncharacterized. The record is from RefSeq and is a predicted model, not a curated record. Lineage: Eukaryota; Fungi; Ascomycota; Sordariomycetes; Glomerellales; Glomerellaceae. The coding region runs from base 1 to 264 and encodes 87 amino acids. The transcript has 2 exons.
AUGGCGUGGAAUGCGGCCGCGGCGGCCACGCACCCGAAAGCCCCGGAGGUUGUGACGAGAGCACUGAAGCCCGCUUCGUCCCCGUCUGCCAUGCGAAAGUUUUCGCGAUCACUAUUUCCCACUGGGCAUAUGUCAAGAGCCCUAGGCCAGCCGGAAACCAAAAAGUUAGCAACGAAGACGGUCUGGUUUGAGACAUUGCGGAGGUCGAACAUUCGAGAUGGACACGGUCAGCAAGGUCUGGAUCGAGGAUACACCGAAGCAUGA